GGGGGGAAAGAAAGAGAAAAAGGGAAAAAAAGGGAAGGGCUGAAGGGAGAGAACAUAACAUUUUUUGACUCUCAAGGCGCGUGUGUUUCUGGAGUUCAUUUCUGCUCCAUCCUGACCUCUCUCUCCUUUCCCUCCAACCUCCCUGUCUCCCUACAGGAUGCUCCCCUCCCGGACGAACCGUCUGGGGCCUCUCACUUGGUGACGAGCCCACCUUUCCGCCAGAGAACAUUGUUCCGCAGAGAGGAGGUGUCGGACUAAAAGCCCGGAGCGGAGGGCGUGAUCAUGCUGGUGAAAGAGUACCGCAUCUGUAUGCCCCUCACCACCGAAGAGUACCGAGUCGGGCAGCUGUACACCAUCAGCAAGCACAGCCACCAAGAGAGCGACAAAGGGGAAGGGGUGGAAGUGGUGAAAAAUGAGCCCCACGAAGACCCUGUCCAUGGGCAAGGCCAGUUCACGGAGAAACGGGUGCACCUGUCCAGCAAACUACCCAGCUGGGCGCGUGCAGUAACUCCACGGAUCUUCUACAUCACGGAAAAAGCUUGGAAUUACUAUCCAUACACCAUCACAGAGUACACGUGUUCCUUUCUGCCAAAAUUUUCCAUCUACAUAGAGACCAAAUAUGAAGACAACUGCGGAGACAACACAAACAUCUUCCACAGCGAUCAAAUCUUAGGAGACCACGAAGUCAUGUUCCUGGACAUCGCCUAUGAUGAGAUCCCUGAGCGCUAUUACCGCAGCCUGGAGCAGGAUCUCCGUCACUUCAGCUCGGCGAAGACCGGCCGCGGGCCCUUGCGGGAGGGCUGGCGAGAGCACACCCAGCCCAUCAUGUGCUCCUACAAGCUGGUGACGGUCAAGUUCGAGGUGUGGGGGCUGCAGACGCGGGUGGAGCAGUUUGUCCACAAGGUAAUUCGGGACAUCCUGCUGAUAGGUCACCGGCAAGCCUUCGCUUGGGUAGACGAGUGGUGUGACAUGUCCCUGGAAGAGGUCCGUGCCUUCGAGACACAGAUGCAUGUGGCCACAAACAAAAACUUCAGCAGCCAGGAACCCUAACGUACCCCACCUGGCCAGGACUCCCGUCUUGUAUGUACCUUCCUGUUUUGAUUUUGCUUGUCAUUUCCUGAAAUCCUGAGACCCGCCUGCCUACGUCCCUGUUCUGCCUUCCCUGACGCUUGAGACAAAACCCAUCCAUGGGAGCAGCAGUGGGAUGGGUGUUUGGGGGAUUCCCCCCCUCGAAGAAUCUGGGAACACUUUCCUGCGAGUCUCUUGUUUUGUUAAAUUCAGAUGAGUUUGGCAUCUGAAUUAUGCAUCGCUCUCAACUCAGAAGGCCUUCAGAAAUGACAGAAAGCGGUACUGGUGCAUUAGAGGGGGAAAGUCUCCAGAAUUCAGUGAUAGACCAUUAAUUCUAAUAGAAUAAUUCCAAUAUUCUCUUGCCCAACAAGGGAUUCAAAGGGGCUUGGUUAUCCUGCUUCUUUUCGUACAGGGGAAGCUUGGUGGACAAAGCUCAUUGUAGUCAUGGCCAACUUGACCUUCAUGGCCAACUUGACCUUAGGAAUAUGCUCAAGGGAAGAUGUAUGGUUACACACACACAC
Molecule: messenger RNA, 1589 nt
Organism: Pogona vitticeps (central bearded dragon)
Lineage: Eukaryota; Metazoa; Chordata; Lepidosauria; Squamata; Agamidae
Source: RefSeq, a predicted model, not a curated record